UUUAACUCACCGAGUUACAGAGAGAGAGACUGAAGGGAGAAGAAGAAGGAGAGGGGAAAAAGAGAAAAGCAAAAUUGUAGGGAUUAUCGCCGAAUCAGUCGCGUGAUCGACUCAGAGGGAGAGAGAGAGAGAGAGAAGGCACUCACAGCAGGGAGAGUUUUGGUGGAGCGGGCGAGUCAAAUCAGUCGAAUCGUUCGGCUCUGCGCAUCCCUUUUUUUUUCCUUCUUCUCUUUCCAAUAUUUUUCUCUCAUUUGGACAGAUCCAUCUAUAUCCUGGCUUGAACUUGCCUUACCAGCCCCGUUUAUAUCGCAAUUUUAUUAUUAUGUGUUAAAAAUCUUAUUUUUCGAGGGGGAAAAGUGGUAAGAGCGGGCGUUGGUGCGGGUUGUGGAAUUUUUUUUUUGAACGUUGCGAUCUGAGUGGGGUUUGUGUCAGAAAUUUUGGAGGGAUUUGCGCCCUUUUCCCUCCCUUCUUGUUUUCCUAUUUGCCCUUUGCAGUUUUGGGGGCAUUAAUUGCUGGAAUCGGGGUCGUUUUGAGGCGCAAUUUGCAUGCAGUCUGGCGCCGGCGGAGGUGCCGGCGGCCCCACCGGCAGGGCCGGGAGGGCCGCUUCCACCUCAUCAGCAGCUGCAUCGCCUUCUUCCUCCUCCUCUGCUGUAUCCACUCCGCAGCAGCUGGGUUUCGAUUCGGUUCAGCACCAGCAGCAACAGCACCACCAGCAGCAGCAAUUAGGGUCUAGGCAGGCCCUACAGCAGCACCUACUCAGGAAACCAGAAGGUAAUGAGGCGCUUUUAGCUUAUCAAGCUGCUGCUCUUCAUGGAGUCAUGGGUGGGGGCAAUUUCGCUCAAUCGCCGGGCUCAAUGCAACUGCCUCAACAGGCGAGGAAGUUCUUUGAUUUGGGUCAAGCUCAACAACACGGCUCUUCCCAGGAUCGCGAAAACAGAAGCCAUAUUCAAGACCAACAGGUUUUGACUCCUGCACAUCAGGCAUAUCUCCAAUUUGCUUUCCCGAAUGCCCAACAUAAGCCAGCAACUGCUGUGCCAUCACAGCAACAAAUGAAAAUGGGAAUGUUGGGAUCUGCCACUGGCAAGGAUCAGGAUAUGUCUAUUGGAAAUUUGAAAAUUCAGGAACUCAUGUCCAUGCAAGCUGCUAAUCAUGCACAGGCAUCAUCCUCCAGGAAUACAUCAGAACAUUUUCCUCGCGGUGAAAAGCAGGUGGAACAAGGACAGCAGCCUGAUAAGAGGAAUGAGCAAAAGUCUCUGACCCAGCCACCUGUCAUGGGGCAACAAAUAUCUGGGAAUGCACCAAGGCAGAUGCAGGCUCUACCAACUCAGCACACAAUGCAAAACCUACCAAACAACCAGCUCAUGGCUGCACAGUUUCAAGCAAUGCAGGCUAUGCAAGCACUGGCUCAGGAACGUAAUAUUGAUAUGUCGGUGCCUGCUAAUGCCAACUUGAUGGCACAGCUCCUUCCAUUGAUGCAGGCAAGGAUGGCUGCCCAACAGAAGGCAAAUGAAACCAAUGCUUCUGUUCAGCAGAGUGCUGUACCGGUGUCAAAGCAGCAGGUUACUUCUCCACCGAUGCAAAAUGAUUCACCACAUGCUAAUUCAUCGAGUGACGUAUCUGGGCAAUCUGGCUCUGCAAAAGCCAGGCAGCCUGUUGCGCCGAGCCCUUUUGGCUCAACCCCUAGUCCUGGAAGUGUGAACAACAGUAAUAAUAACCUUGGAAUGCAGCAGCAUGCUUUUAACGGCAGAGAGAAUCAAGUGGCUACUAGGCAAACAGCUGGACAUGGAAAUGGUAUGCCUCCAAUGCAUCCUCCUCAAUCAUCCACAAAUAUAAUCCAAGGUUCGGAGCUGACAUUGCCUGUAAAAGGAGGCGCCUCAACUAGCCCAGAAACCUUUCAGAUGCAGCAUUUCAAGCAUUUGAAUCAUUCUUCUCCUCAGUCUGCUAGUACUUCAAAUAAUGGAAGCUCCACCAACAAUUUACAAUUGCAAGGUGGACCAUCUCCUCAGUCAUCUCAGCAGCGUGGUUUCACAAAGCAGCAGUUGCAUGUUCUCAAAGCACAAAUCCUGGCAUUCAGAAGACUCAAGAAAGGUGAAGGCACUCUUCCGCAAGAGCUUCUUCAAUCUAUCAUUCCACCACCCCUUGAUCUGCAGCAACAACCACAGCAGCCGCCACUGCCAUUGUCGCAGCCGCGACAGCCACAGCCACAGGCACAGCCGCAGCCGCAGCAAAUUGUUCCUCAAGGUGCAUGUAAUCAGGAAAGACCUGAUGGAAAGCCUUCUGAAGAGCAAGUGAGGCAUGUAGAUUUGAGUGAGAAGGAAACUCGGUCAAUGCCACUGACAAAUGGGCUGAUUACUCCCAAAGAGGAAAAGCUCGCGCGUGCGGAGAAAGUGACUAUGUCAGCAAGUCAAUUGCAAGUUUCUGGUGCUGCAGUGAAUGAAACUACACCAGUGGGAGCUUCAACUAAAGAAGAUCAGCAAAGUCCAAUAUUUUCUCCCAAGUUAGAUCAGGAGGCUGAACAUGGCCCACAGAAAUCUCCUGUUAGAAGUGAUCUUCCGGCUGAUCGGGGGAAGACAGUUGCUCCACAGUUGCCUGUAUCUGAUGCAACCCAAGUUAGGAAACCAACACAAGCAAGCACUGCAUCGGGGCCAAAAGAUUCUAAUUCUGCAAGGAAGUAUCAUGGUCCGCUUUUUGACUUUCCAUUUUUCACAAGGAAACAUGACUCAAUGAGUUCAUCUGGUAUGAUUAACACCAAUAACAACCUGACCCUGGCUUAUGAUGUUAAAGAUCUCCUUUUUGAAGAAGGCACAGAAGUUCUGAGCAUAAAAAGAUCUGAAAAUUUGAGGAAAAUUAGUGGUUUAUUGUCAGUAAAUCUAGAGAGGAAAAGGAUCAGGCCUGAUCUUGUGUUGCGGUUACAGAUCGAGGAAAAAAAACUCAAGCUUUUGGAUCUACAGGCACGUAUACGAGAUGAGGUUGAUCAACAACAGCAGGAGAUAAUGCAAAUGCCAGACAGGCCUUAUCGGAAAUUUGUUAGACUAUGUGAGCGCCAACGGAUGGAGUUGACUAGACAAGUACAGUCUUCUCAAAAAGCAAUGAGAGAUAAGCAUCUGAAAUCUAUCUUCCAGUGGCGUAAGAAACUUCUUGAGGCUCACUGGGCUAUUCGUGAUGCACGGACUGCCCGAAAUAGAGGAGUUGCCAAAUACCAUGAGCGAAUGUUGAGGGAAUUCUCAAAAAGAAAAGAUGACGAUCGGAAUAAAAGAAUGGAGGCAUUGAAGAACAAUGAUGUUGAGAGGUACAGGGAAAUGCUCUUAGAGCAGCAGACUAGCAUGCCUGGUGAGGCAUCUGAGAGAUAUAAUGUUCUCUCGUCAUUCUUAACUCAGACAGAAGAAUACCUUAAUAAGCUAGGAAGUAAAAUAACUGCUGCUAAGAAUCAACAGGAAGUAGAAGAGGCGGCAAAUGCUGCUGCUGCAGCUGCAAGAUUGCAGGGACUCUCUGAAGAAGAGGUGAGGGCAGCAGCAACUUGUGCUGGAGAGGAAGUAAUGAUAAGAAACCGAUUUACGGAAAUGAAUGCACCUAGGGACGGUUCAUCUGUUAGCAAAUAUUACAAUCUCGCUCAUGCUGUGAAUGAAAGAGUCACAAGACAGCCUUCAAUGUUGCGAGCUGGAACGUUGAGAGAUUAUCAGCUUGUUGGAUUGCAGUGGAUGCUUUCUUUGUAUAACAACAAGCUGAAUGGGAUCUUGGCUGAUGAGAUGGGUCUUGGGAAGACUGUACAGGUCAUGGCAUUGAUAGCCCAUCUGAUGGAAUUUAAAGGAAACUAUGGACCACAUCUUAUUAUCGUGCCUAAUGCUGUUUUAGUGAAUUGGAAGAGUGAAUUCCACACCUGGCUGCCAUCUGCGUCGUGUAUCUUUUAUGUCGGGAACAAGGAACAAAGAUCCAAAUUGUUUUCUCAAGAGGUUUGUGCCAUGAAGUUCAACGUUCUUGUCACAACUUAUGAAUUUAUCAUGUACGAUCGCUCAAAACUUUCCAAAGUUGAUUGGAAAUAUAUCAUAAUCGACGAAGCACAGAGGAUGAAGGAUAGAGAAUCAGUUUUGGCCCGUGAUCUUGACAGAUAUCGAUGCCAGAGGCGCCUACUUCUCACUGGGACACCAUUGCAGAAUGAUUUGAAGGAGCUUUGGUCACUUUUGAAUCUGCUGCUGCCAGAAGUUUUUGACAAUCGGAAAGCAUUCCAUGAUUGGUUCUCAAAACCAUUUCAGAAGGAAGCCCCUACACACGAUGCAGAGGAUGAUUGGCUUGAGACUGAAAAGAAGGUAAUUGUUAUUCACAGACUUCAUCAGAUUUUGGAGCCUUUCAUGCUUCGGCGUCGUGUGGAAGAUGUGGAAGGUUCACUGCCGGCAAAGGAUUCCAUUGUCUUGAGAUGCAGAAUGUCUGCAUUCCAGAGUGCAAUUUAUGAUUGGAUUAAAUCUACUGGUACAAUUCGAGUGGAUCCUGAGGAUGAGAAGGUCAGGGUCCAGAAAAGUUCAAUAUACCAGGCUAAGGUGUAUAAAACUCUAAAUAAUAGAUGUAUGGAGCUUCGGAAAACUUGCAAUCAUCCUUUACUUAAUUAUCCAUAUUUUAAUGACUGCUCCAAGGAUUUCCUUGUUAGAUCUUGUGGGAAAUUAUGGAUUCUUGAUAGGAUCCUCAUGAAACUGCAUAGAACAGGACACCGAGUACUGCUGUUUAGUACUAUGACAAAACUUCUGGACAUAAUGGAGGAGUAUUUGCAAUGGAGGCGACUGGUAUACAGAAGGAUUGAUGGUACAACCAGCCUUGAAGAUCGUGAGGCAGCUAUUGUAGAGUUUAAUAGUCCUAAUUCUGACUGCUUCAUCUUCUUGCUCAGCAUUCGUGCAGCUGGAAGGGGUCUUAAUCUUCAAUCGGCCGACACAGUUAUCAUCUAUGAUCCUGAUCCGAACCCCAAAAAUGAGGAACAGGCAGUUGCAAGGGCCCACCGAAUUGGACAGAAAAGGGAAGUAAAAGUCAUUUACAUGGAAGCAGUCGUCAACAAAAUCCCUAGCCAUCAGAAAGAGGAUGAGUUUAGAAGUGGAGGUUCGGUUGAUCUAGAAGACGACCUGGCUGGUAAAGAUAGAUACAUGGGGUCCAUUGAGAGCCUCAUCAGGAACAACAUUCAACAAUAUAAGAUUGAUAUGGCUGACGAGGUUAUCAAUGCUGGGCGUUUUGACCAAAGAACAACGCAUGAAGAGAGACGCAUGACUUUGGAAACACUGCUGCAUGACGAAGAGAGGUAUCAGGAAACAGUCCAUGAUGUUCCCUCACUUCAACAAGUGAAUCGGAUGAUUGCUAGAAGUGAGGAGGAAAUCGAGUUGUUUGAUCAAAUGGAUGAAGAGCUAGACUGGGAAGAGGAGAUGACCAGGUAUGACCAGGUGCCUGAAUGGCUUCGUGCCAGUUCAAACGAUGUGAAUUCUGCAAUUGCGAAUCUCUCUAAGAAACCAUCAAAAUACAUGGUAUCUGCUGGAAAUUUGGUAGCACAAGCCAGUGAAAACGAGCCAAGAAGGGGGCGACCAAAGGCAAAAAAAUAUCCAAAUUACAAGGAAAUUGAUGAUGACAAUGGAGAAUAUUCAGAUGCAACUUCUGAUGAGAUAAAUAGAUAUUCUGCUCAUGAUGAAGAGGGUGAGAUUAGAGAAUUUGAGGAUGAUGAAUCUAGUGGUGCUGGUGAGGCACAAGCAAUCAAUAAGGACCAGUCAGAUGAUGAAGUUCCAGUAUGUGAUGGCGGGCAUGAAAAUCCCCAGGCUUCAGAUGGUAUUAGAGACAAUCGAAUUUUGGAGGAAGCUGGUUCCUCCGGAUCAUCCUCCAAUGGCAGUAAAAUGAUAAGGAUGGUGUCUCCAGUGUCUUCCCAAAAGUUUGGAUCUUUGUCUGCCUUAGAUGCUAGACCAGGUUCUCUUUCUAAGCGACUGCCAGAUGAGCUGGAGGAGGGGGAGAUAGUAAUGUCUGGAGAUUCUCACAUGGAUCGCCAGCAAUCAGGAAGUUGGAUUCAUGAGCGUGAUGAAGGUGAAGAUGAACAGGUUUUGCAACCCAAAAUAAAACGGAAACGAAGCAUUCGGCUUCGACCUCGACAUAUUCUAGAGAAGACAGAGGAGAAGCCUAUUAAUGAGGUUCAACGUGGAGAUUCUUCUCCUUCACCUUUCCACAUGGAACACAAGUAUCAAGCACAGUUAAGGAGUGAUCCAGAAACCCGAGAAAUGAAUGCUGUCAAGAAUGAUCAAAGCGAUUCUUCUAAAAGUAGGCGAAAUUUACCCACUAGGAGAGCAGCUAGUGCAUCGAAGUUGCAUGCAUCAUCACCAAAAUCAGGCAGGAUGAGUAUACAGUCUGUUCCAUCAGACGAUGUUGCAGAACAUUCUAGAGAGAGCUGGGAUGGAAAAGGGACAGGUCCCAGUGGUACUCCAGCGGCGGGGAACAAGAUGUCUGAAGUUACGCAGAGAAGGUGCAAAAAUGUGGUUAUCAAGCUUCAAAGGAAAGUUGAGAAGGAAGGCCAACAAAUUGUCCCUCUCCUAACUGAUCUAUGGAAGAGGAUUGAAACAGGCUGUAUGAGUGGUGCUGGAAAUAAUCUCUUGGAUUUAAGGAAGAUUGAGCAGCGCGUCGAUAGGUCGGACUACGGUGGUGUCAUGGAGCUUGUGUUUGAUGUUCAAUUCACGUUAAAGGGUGCGAUGCAGUUCUAUGGGUUCUCACAUGAGGUAUGCUUGCCAUUUGGCUUCUCAACUGUUCCUUGUUGGAUUUUUGUUUUUGCUGUGAAACUUCUGGAAGCUGAGCAUGUUAGAUCUGAAGCGAGAAAAGUGCACGAUCUAUUCUUUGAUCUCUUGAAGAUUGCUUUUCCAGACGCAGAUUUCCGGGAAGCCAGAGGUUCACUUACGUUCUCUGGGCCUGUACCACCUACGUCCAAUGCUGGUCCAUCUCAAAGACAGACAGUGGCAAGCCAAGGCAAGAGACACAAGCAAGUAACUGAGGUAGAAACCGAUGCUCAUAAGCCAAUUCCUCAAAAAGGGUCUUCCAACCUCGGAGAGGACACGAGGAUCAGGGUCCAAAUUCCUCAAAGGGAAACAAGGCAGCAAGGGAGUGGAAGUGCAGGGAACCGAGAACAACAGCAGCAGGAUGAUUCUCCCUUGCACCCUGGGGAGUUGGUUAUCUGCAAGAAGAAGAGAAAAGAUCGGGACAAGUCCGUGGUGAAGUCUAGGGCUGGAUCAAGUGGCCCUGUUUCCCCCCCUAGCAUUGGGCGGAACAUGAUGAUGAGUCCCGGGGCAGGUUUGAUCGGUAGAGAAGGAAGACAGAGUCAUCAGCAGCAUGGCAGCGGCGGCCAUCAGCCACAGCAUGCAUGGAUUAACCAAUCUCAACCUGCGAAUAAUAAUGGCGCUGCUGCUGGUGGUAAUGUUGGCUGGGCAAAUCCUGUGAAGAGGUUAAGGACAGAUGCGGGUAAACGACGGCCAAGCCAUUUGUAAUUCUUCUAUAGGUUUUCAAGAAUGUGAAAGUAGAACAUGUAAGGGAAGAAGAGUUGAGAAGGUGAGGUGUUGUGAGUUGAAACGUAUUAGCUGCAGAGUGGAAUUUGCAGGGCUGCCCCAGAGAAAAUGCUGUUAGUUGGAUUCUGUAAUAGAUUGUAGGUAAGAAUUGCUCACCCCAAAGUCCCUCAUUGUAGACCAGAACUGGCCCGGCCCUUGUGAAUUGGGGAAGUUCUAUAAGUUUCGUCUUAUCGACCAAUGACAUGGUUUCCUGCUAUAUGCUAUAGGUAGGCUGAGCAUUGGUGCGGUCGAACUGCUUCAUGCCGCACCAAACUGCUUUUGCGGUAGAGUCAAAUCGAGUCGUGAGACUUGGAACUGCUUUUGCGGUAG
This is a messenger RNA of Linum tenue, 7868 nucleotides long. NCBI's taxonomy places the organism in Eukaryota, Viridiplantae, Streptophyta, Magnoliopsida, Malpighiales, Linaceae. The record is from the annotation of a GenBank genome assembly.